AUGUCAGAUAAAAUUAAAAAAUCUAAAAAAAGCGAAUCAACGCCUAAUCUUGAUGAAAAAACUCCUGUCAUUUUAAAUGAAAUGGCAUCUACUUUGAUAUCACCUUCUAAACAUCCCUCAAAAUAUGGGAAAUGUAAAAAAUGUGGGAAGGAAUACAAUUGUAAAUGCUGUGAAGAUUGUUUCCAUGAGACACCUUUUAAUACACAGAGUAACAGUAGUCAAAUGGAUUAUAUAACAUUUUCCACAGUCACUAAUGCAACUGGUCUUCCUGAAGUUGUUGUUGAACCAAGAGGUAGGACCAGAAGUUCUUUACCAUCUACAAGACCAAGAACACUUUUAGAAAAAAUGGAUUAUCAUACUAAUACUGAAAAUAAUUUAGUUAAUCAAAAUAUAUCUAAUCCUUCAAACAAUAUUUCAUCAAUUAGAUCACAGGAAGAAAGUUUUUCUGGUUUAACAAAUGAAACUAUUGAAAAUGAUAAUAAUAGACAAAAUCAACAAAUUAUAAGUGAUCAUAACAAUACUGAUACUAAUAGUGUAGUAAAUGCUAGUAAUAAUGAAGUUUCAAAUAUAAUUCCAGUUAACCAACCAUUAAAUAAUCUCCCAAAUAAUAAUAGAAACCGUUUUCAGAUUGUUGAAGUUAUUUCAUCUCCACCAGUAACAAUAAAUAAUUAUCGAAAUUAUUUUACAUGUCGAAGAGUAUGUAUUUGUUCAAAUUGUGGAUAUGUUAAUAAUAUUCCUGUAUUUCAAAAUGCUCCAUUUCAAAAUUCUUUAAUUAGAAACUUUCCUCAAUUAGAACGUGAAAAUUUUGUCACAAAUUUAGUUACUGAUAUUCGUAAUGACAAUGUCUUGCAUAACCUUCAAGAAUGGGCUUUUCCUAUUUUUAGAUACGCGUAUAGUUAUCCUGAACGUGUUUUAUCAAGAAUAGCUUUUCGAAUCUUUGACAAUUGUAGUCUUUUUUCUGAUUUUCAAAUUAAUCGCAAAAAAUUUUUCAACUUUUUUUGUGCAUUAGAAAGUGGCUACUGGUCAAUACCCUAUCAUAAUCGUAUUCAUGCUGCUGAUGUACUUCAUGCAUGUUAUUAUCUUACUAUUCAUCCUAUUGAACCAUUUAAUAUUGUUAAUGGAGUUGACAAUUUAGGAAAUUCAAACCAUAUUGAAAGUUUAUCAUUACAUACUAAAAAAUCUCCAUUAUUUAGUUCAAUGAAUAGUAUUGAAAUUAUGGCUUUUUAUGCUGCUGCUGCAAUGCAUGAUUAUGAUCAUCCAGGAAGAACAAAUGCAUUUAUGGUCGCAACUAAUCAUGAAAUGGCUACUUUUUAUAAUGAUAGAAGUGUUUUAGAAAAUCAUCAUGCUGCAAUGUCAUGGAGAUUGUUAUGUAAAAGUGAAAAUUUCUUUUUAGAAAACAUGAAUGAUACGGAGUUUAAAAAAUUUCGUUUUCUUGUUAUGGAAUAUAUAUUAGCUACCGACUUAAGACAUCAUUUUGAACAUAUUAAUAAUUUUACAAAAUAUCAAAUAAUUGAAUUAGAUGUUGAAGCAUGUCGUCAUGAUACAUUAAAAUUAUUAAUGAAAUGUGCUGAUAUUUGUUCACCACUAAAACCUAAUCUUCUUCAUAGAGAAUGGACUAGAAGAAUUGUUGAAGAAUUUUAUUCACAAGGUGAUGAAGAAAAAAGACUUGGAAAACAAGUUAGUCCAUUUAUGGAUAGAUUAUCACCUAAUAUUGAAGCUCUUCAACAUAAUUUUAUCAGACAAAUGGUUACACCACUGGCAAAUGCUCUAAAUAAACAAAAUAUCUUUCCAUGUUUACCGGGACUUGAUCAACCAGAAUUAAUGAUCAAUCUGAGAUACAAUGAAAAAUAUUGGUAUAAUUUAAUUAGAUUAAAUGGUAGACAUGUUGAAGAGACAAAUGAUAAUGGACAACAAAAUAGACAAGAGAAUGAGGAAGCAAUUAAUGAGAAUAACUAA
Messenger RNA from Strongyloides ratti, 1956 nucleotides. RefSeq names its product 3'5'-cyclic nucleotide phosphodiesterase,catalytic domain and HD/PDEase domain and 3'5'-cyclic nucleotide phosphodiesterase family-containing protein. Bases 1 to 1956 code for a protein of 651 amino acids. The transcript has 6 exons. Gene Ontology annotation, molecular function: 3',5'-cyclic-AMP phosphodiesterase activity. The record is from RefSeq and is a predicted model, not a curated record. NCBI's taxonomy places the organism in Eukaryota, Metazoa, Nematoda, Chromadorea, Rhabditida, Strongyloididae. Gene Ontology annotation, biological process: signal transduction.